This is a messenger RNA of Fusarium keratoplasticum, 1551 nucleotides long. RefSeq names its product MFS domain-containing protein. Gene Ontology annotation, biological process: carbohydrate transport; transmembrane transport. Gene Ontology annotation, molecular function: carbohydrate:proton symporter activity. NCBI's taxonomy places the organism in Eukaryota, Fungi, Ascomycota, Sordariomycetes, Hypocreales, Nectriaceae. Bases 1 to 1551 code for a protein of 516 amino acids. Gene Ontology annotation, cellular component: membrane. The transcript has 5 exons. The record is from RefSeq and is a predicted model, not a curated record.
AUGUCCUUUGUCUCCGUCUUGUCCAAGUUUCCUUCAUGGGUGCCGCGAAAGUCAUGGCAGGUCAACAUCCUGCUCAUCUGCACCGCCAUCAACACUGGCUCGGUCUUGGGUUAUGAUGCCUCCAUGAUGAACGCUUUGAAUAUCCUGCCCGCGUACACGGAUUACUUCAGUCUCACACCUACUACGACGGCUCUCAACUCGGGUAUCAUCUGGGUCGGUGCAGCGAUCGGUAGUGCCAGCUUUGCCAGGGUCCCCGACUACAUUGGAAGGAAGCCUUCGCUCUUCUACUCCGCCAUUCUGGCCAUCAUCGGCGGUGCCCUCACAGCAGCUUCUCAGAACAUUGCCAUGUUCCUUGUUGCUAGGUUCAUCCUUGGCGCUGGCAUCGGCGGCACCUACAUGGCAGUUCCAGUCUACAUCUCCGAAGCCCUGCCUCUCAAGCACCGCACCCUUGGUUUAGGUCUCAUCAACGACGUCUACUAUGUUGGUGGCCUGCUCUCAGCCGGAAUCACGUACGGCACCUCUUUUCUGCAAAGUACGUGGGCCUGGAGACUUCCGGCGCUGUGCCAGAUUGUCUUUACCGUCAUCUCCAUCAUUGCACUUCCGUUCGCCCCUGAAUCUCCCCGUUGGCUGGCGUACCAGGGCCGCAAGGAUGAGGCACUUGCCGCUAUUGCGCAGGUCACCUCUGACGGUGACAUUUCGGAUCCGGCGGUUCAGCUUCAGUUUGUUCAGAUUUGUGAAUCGCUCGAUUACGAGAAGGAGAUGGAGACACCUUCGAUCAAGGAGCUCUACGUCAACAAAGGAUACCGCAAGAGAAUGCUGCUUGUCUUUUCUGUCGCCAUCUUCAGCAUGAUGACAGGCAGCAACAUCUUCUCGUACUACCUUGGCACUGCGCUUACAAACGCCGGAAUCACCGACUCAACCGCCCAGCUCCAGGUCAACGUUGUCCUCAACGCCUUCUGCCUGAUCAUCUGCCUGUUCGGCACCUACAUGGCUGAUCGGAUCGGAAGAAAAAUGCUGGCCAUCAUCUCGACAGCUCUUUGCACCGUCACCCUCUUCAUCAUCGGAGCUCUGACCAAGGAGUUCGGCAACUCGACCAACAAGAGCGCCAUCUACGCCAACGUUGCCAUGAUGUUCCUGGCCCAGGGGUUUUACAGCUUCGGAUGGACUCCAAUCCUGCAGAUGUAUCCUCCGGAGCUUCUCAGCUACCAGAUUCGAAGUAUCGGCAUGUCAUGGUGCAUUACGUGGCAGAACAUGACCAUCUUGAUCCCCAUUUUUGCUUUCCCCAUUGCAAUGAACAACAUCGGCUGGAUCACCUACAUGAUGAAUGGCGGGUGGAACCUAUUUCAACUAGCAAUCAUAGCCAAAUACUGGGUCGAGACCCGAAAUCUGUCCCUUGAAGAAGUCUCUCUUCUCUUCGAUGGAGAGAUUCACUCCCAGGUCACUGGUGUCAAGAAGAUCAUCGAAGGAGUUCCGUCCAAGUUGGACGCUGAGGCGGUUCUGGCCCAGGUCAAGCCCGACAUCAAGCAGAGCACUGAGCCAGUGGAUGAGUAG